Molecule: messenger RNA, 738 nt
Organism: Tinamus guttatus (white-throated tinamou)
Lineage: Eukaryota; Metazoa; Chordata; Aves; Tinamiformes; Tinamidae
Source: RefSeq, a predicted model, not a curated record
AUGGAUGUCCCUAAUCAAAACGCAAAGGGAAACCCGACCCCGGGCUCGGCGGGGCUGCGCGGGCCGCGGCUCCGCAGCGCCCUCGGCGCCGUCCCGCAACACGAUGUGAUUGGUCACAACGAGGAUGGAAAUGAGCUGCAGACCACUCCAGAGUUCAGAGCUCAUGUUGCCAAGAAGCUGGGAGCAAUGCUAGACAGUUCUAUCACUGUCCUGAAGGAAUCGUCAGGACCCUCACAAAUUUCUGUGCAAGAGCUCGACUCUGGAGAUGAUGGCUUUCGUCUCUUCUCCUCCUCUGUCCCGGGAGACUGUGGGAGGCCGGAGCCCUGCCCAGCACGGAGGAGACGGCCCUCGAGCUCCAGUGACCUGGACAGUGAUGAAGAAUGGCAAAGGUACCAGGAGGCUGCUGUGUCGGCCACAGACAUUCUGAAGCAAAGUGCUUUUCCUGUCCUAUCCCAAGAUUGCACUGAGGAUCUGAAUCACAGCUGUGUAGAGCUCAGCCAGAAGAAAAAGAAGAAAAAGAAAAUGAAGGGAGAGAAAAAGAUUCAAGACACAAUAGAUGUGGAAGAGAGUGACCAUAUCAAGAAAGAUUUGCAGUAUUUGUUUUUUACAAAUGGACAAGAUGAAAGGCAGAAUAGAAAUAUCACAGAGACAGCAAUGUUGCCAGAAGUAGUGAAGAAGAAAAAGAAGAUGAAGAAAAAAGAAUUAAAGUUUUGCUCUACAAAUGGCAGAGGAUUGUGA